This is a messenger RNA of Oryzias melastigma (Indian medaka), 3213 nucleotides long. RefSeq names its product vacuole membrane protein 1. The transcript is spliced from 7 exons. The coding region runs from base 172 to 888 and encodes 238 amino acids. Lineage: Eukaryota; Metazoa; Chordata; Actinopteri; Beloniformes; Adrianichthyidae. The record is from RefSeq and is a predicted model, not a curated record.
CUGCAGGGACCACACAUCGCAUCAGUCACCCUGGCAGCCUAUGAAUGCGGCUCUGUGGAUUUCCCAGAGCCUCCCUAUCCGGACCAAAUCGUGUGUCCCCAACAGGAAGUCACAGCAACUAGCUUAGAUCCAGAGCAGGUGGGCGUGGAGGCUGUGGGGGUGGAAGGGGCGAUGGGAUCAGCGGCCCUUCAGGGGAGUGUCUCCGUUUGGACCAUCAUUUCUAAAGUCCGCCUGGAAGCCUGUAUGUGGGGUGCCGGUACAGCCAUAGGAGAACUCCCUCCCUACUUCAUGGCACGAGCAGCACGGCUGUCAGGUGUUGAUCCUGAUGACGAGGAGUACCAAAGGUUUGAAGAGAUGCUUGACCAGACUGAAGCCUCACAGGACUUUGCGUCGCGGGCCAAAGCGGCCGUUCAGAGCCUCAUCCAGAAGGUUGGAUUCUUUGGGAUUUUAGCUUGUGCUUCUAUUCCAAACCCGCUGUUCGACCUGGCAGGAAUAACAUGCGGACAUUUUUUAGUUCCAUUCUGGACUUUUUUUGGUGCAACACUCAUCGGAAAGGCCGUCAUUAAGAUGCACAUUCAGAAGCUGUUUGUGAUCGUCACCUUCAGCAGACACAUCGUGGAGCAGAUCGUCUCCCUCUUCGGGGCUGUUCCAGUCCUGGGUGCGGCACUGCAGAAGCCUCUUAGGGAGUACUUGGAGGCCCAGAAGGCCAAGCUGCACCACCUCGCCGGAGAGGGGGUCCCAACCGAGGAGAGCUGGCUGUCGUGGCUCUUUGAGAAAGUUGUGGUCAUCAUGGUAUGCUUCUUUGUCUGCUCCAUCGUCAACUCCAUGGCGCAGAGCUACGCCAAGCGCAGGCAGCAGGAGAAGUACUUGCAGAAGAAGACGAAGUGAAGCCCAAACUUCAAAGCCUCCCGGCUUCUCCAAGCUUCCACCACUCUUUUACUGCUCCUCUUACUGAUACCUGCUGUUGACUGAAGCUAACCGGGCUUCCUCCCUGCUUCUCUUGAUUUGCUCAUCGUGGGUUUGCAUUUGGUAGUGAUUUUUGCAUGUUUUUUUCCCCUAAGGUAGGUGUUUCCUGGUCUGUGUGCUUAAGUGGCUCAUCUUGUGUCCAUGUUGGUAAUUAUAGCAUAAUCAGAGCAGCCUUAUGCUUCACUGAUUAUUCCAGAACAUUAUUUUGUAUCCAUGGGGCCAGAAAUUAAGUUUAUCCCAGUAGGAUUUGCAUAAUCAACAGUGUAUUUAUUAACGAUCUGGGCUGAUAAAGUCGUCAGUAUUUUUAAAGCACUGUAGCUCAGUGUUGGUUAGAUAACACAUGUAAGCAAGACUGUAAUUCAUUGUGUGUCCGCUUUAGUGUUGCUAGGGUCUUAGUGAAUGCUCGGUACUGUACACGGGGCUUUAAGAAGACCGCGCUUUUGCGCACUGUGAAGCUCGUCAUUCUUCUUUUUGAAUGAGAAAUGAUAAGUCAGCCAUGAAUCCCCCUGCUGGUCUCUUUGUCUGCCCUCAUUGUUCUGCUUCCAGGAAGAGAGCGCAUGAGUCAGCCUGGGGCUACUUUACCAGAUGCAGUCAUAUAUUGAAUCAGUUCUACAACUGCUGGAGAGGGAGGCAGAGGUAGCGGAUUGUGUUAGCGUGGCUACCACAUUUGCAGUUUGCUCUUUUCAGGAUUAAAGCAGAUUGGGAUCCAUUAAUAGACGGGUGCCUGCUGGUCACGGUGUUUAAGAAAGGGUUUCUUUGUCUUUACAUGGAUUUCUUUUACUCUGGAUGGAAGGAAGCUCCUGACUGACUUAUGCUCCUGUGUAAAUCUAUGGCAGUGGAUUUUUUUUUUAGGUGUUUGUGUAAAAUGUCAGCUUGGUCUUUUCUGAUAAUUGUCGGUGGAAUCGGUUGUUUUCCUCUCCCGUGUGUACCGCUGCCGUGCUACGCUGGACUGAGAGCUGUGGGGCUAGAGCGGGAAUCAGCAGCAGGGGGAAAAAAAACACUCCAGCUCAGUGAAAAGCGUCUGUGCUGUUACCUCAGCUGAACCUUCGAAUGAACUCGUUGCACUGCCUGAGUCGCGGAGCCAGGAGACGAAUCACUCGAGUAGAUUCAAAACAGAGGGAUACUGUUGAGCGGACUGAACCCUGUGCUCUGCACCAGCGCUAGUCUAGAACAUUCACCUCUCCUCUUUUGUCGUGUGACGGUAAGUAGGAUUAGUAGCCUUUACCUCUUUAGAUUUUCCUUUAUCCAUUGUUGUUGCAUCUGAACAUGCACAUGUCUCAGGUUUGUCCGUCACUCUCCCGGCCUGUCAGAUAGCUUAUCAGACUGGUGUUGGCUGUUAAGAUUGCAAGGCGACAACAGUCUGUAGGCUGUCUGACAUUUCGGGCUCUUUCAUCUGACCAGCAUCCUGUUUUGUCCUCCUUCUGUUUGUGUCAUUGUUUCAGUUAGCAUCAGUUCCCAUUCAGAGGUGUGUUCUGCGAUGUCACUUCCCUUUAUCCCAACCGCUUGUGAAACACCAGAGAUGUGGGUCUGUUGUUUAUUUCCACCAUGCUUACGUCUGUAAGGGCUUUAUGUGGUUUUAUGAGGAACUUUGUUUUCGCAUGUUUGCAAAUGCAGAUGAAGUGAUGUCAGACUUGUACUUUUCUACAUGACUGUGUGUGUGUGAGCUGGCUGUGUCCUCUUGAAUUUCCAGAGAAUGCAGACCAUGUACACCUUGUUGCAACAUAUCUUAUUGUGACACCCUGUCCGAGGUAUAGUACACAAAGUCCUCAACCAGUUUCCCCUCUUCCCUUUUACACUUCCCUCUUUUGUUGUGCUUUCUUUUAUUGCUCAAUCCUUUUUUUAAGAACCUGCAUUUCUUUGGAACAGCUCUGCUGACUUUGUCUUUUUAUUGAGCUGUUAUGCAAUUGAGCAGUCGGCACAAAUACGUUUUUUUCAUGAUUAUGAUGAAAUUGUAAACUACAGCUAGAGAGUAGUUUUUUUUUUAAUUCUUGAAGGAAAAUUACUGGAUAACACUGGAAUGGCUCACUGGCAUUGGGAAUGUUUUUCUUGGCAGUUUCAGGAUGUCCUGUUCCAUAAGACAGCCCCGUUUAGACGCCUUUCUCCCCAUGUUUAUCUAAAAAAACCUUCAUAUUUCUGGGUUUGUAGUUCUGUAGCUUCCUCAACAGAUGUAUUCCAAUGUGUUUAAAUUGCAUUUGCAAUGUAUUUUUUUCCUCUGAUGUAAGCUUUAAUAAAGUGUGUUAAAAAGAA